GUUCCCUAAAAUUUAGUUACAGUGCUGUGCAACUUCUUAUUUAGACAGACACGGACACAGAUUGCUCAGAGUACGGAGUCCUGUUUGUCAGCUUGGUACAAUGAGGAAAACUGAAGAUCGGAGGGUGAACUCAGGGGACUCUUCUGAUGAUAAUACGUAUGUCAAUCUGCAAGAUUUUAAAGCACAGAAGAUAGAGAACCAUCCAAACCAUGAAGGGGCUCCAGCUGCCAAGAAUACCCACAAUAAAAUGAUACUGAUACUGAUGGUUUUCCUAAUCUUGAUGUUCCUUAUUUUGGCUGUCUUAACAAGUCUUCUGUUUAUUAAAUAUAUAACCAUUACAGAGGAAUUGUCACAAAUGAAAAACAACGCCACUUCAGUUGACAGAUGUACUUUAGAACUUCAGAGAGAUGUAGAGAGCUUAAAAACACAAACCACUUCAGUUGACAGACGUACUUUAGAACUUCAGAGAGAUGUAGAGAGCGUAAAAACACAAAGGCCCUCAUGUGAGAAUGGUUGGCUGGAAUUUGAAGACCAUUGUUAUUUCUUCUCUAAUUUUGAACUAAAUUGGACAAACGCUGAGAAGAUGUGUCUGAACAGAGAAAGUCAUCUGGUUAUAGUAAACAAUGAAGCAGAGCAGAAAUUCUUACUGAAGGGAAAUAAAAAAAGAAAUACUUGGAUUGGUCUGACAGAUGAGGGCAAUGAAAAAAAAUUUCAGUGGAUUGAUGGCACCAAGUUAUUAUUCACAUAUUGGAAAAAUGGAGAACCAAAUGGUGGAACCAAAGAGAACUGUGUUAAUCUAUAUAUUGAAGAAAGAUGGAAUGAUUAUGCCUGUAACCUCAAUAGUUAUGCCAUCUGUGAGAAGAGACUGAUAUGAUAUUUACUUCCUCUCUGUGGAAUACUCUCACCUCCGGGACUCUGGAGAUAUAUCCUACACAAUUUGUUGGUCCUUUCCAAUGUUAUCCAUGGCUGCAUGUACAAUUUGAAGAAUUUCGACAUAGUCAUAACCAUGUAUGAUAGUUCAAUGUUCCAAACCAUGGACUUAUGAAAUGUCUUUAUAUAUAAUUUAUGUUUUACCAC
Messenger RNA from Rana temporaria (common frog), 1077 nucleotides. RefSeq names its product CD209 antigen-like protein C. Bases 101 to 874 code for a protein of 257 amino acids. NCBI's taxonomy places the organism in Eukaryota, Metazoa, Chordata, Amphibia, Anura, Ranidae. The record is from RefSeq and is a predicted model, not a curated record. The transcript is spliced from 9 exons.